Molecule: messenger RNA, 1036 nt
Organism: Halichondria panicea
Lineage: Eukaryota; Metazoa; Porifera; Demospongiae; Suberitida; Halichondriidae
Exons: 2
Coding region: 72-893 (273 amino acids)
Source: RefSeq, a predicted model, not a curated record
ACCUUGUAAAACAGGAUGUUACUUUUCAGUGCAGUCAAUUAAAAACUCUUCGAUUGUCAAGACGGCAAGACAUGGAUUGUGUGACUGUGCCUGCUAGUUUUGAAGCUAAUCUCGCUUUAGAAGAUGGCUCAACUGGUUUCUCUCUACCUCAAGCAUUGAGCCUGAACAAAAAUACUGUUCCCAAUCUCUACACGGUGGGCGUGAACAAGUUCCACUUUGAUUUCCAGGAACAUGGUAUUGCUUACAACGAAACCGUAGCCUCUGACCUUAGGGCCCAAGCCUCGUUUGAAGUGCAAGGUGACUCCCCAGGGUUCAGUCUGACUGUAGAUCCUACCCCUGUAGCUGUGUGGGGGAUCAAUUUUGCUGGGAGGAUAGUGGUGAAGCACGAGAAUGGGUGUGAGAGGGUUGUCUACCUACCAGGGACCAGGACUUAUGACCCUGCUGGAAUGACUGGUGACCCCCAUGCCAGUGAAAGAAUUGGACCUUCUUGCUCUCGUAUGCAAGUUGCUGUCACCCUUGCUCAACUGGUCGCUGCUCAAAACGGGGCUGAUAGCAAUCAAAUUGGUCUUAUCCAGGACAAAGUUAUCCCCUUGACUCAACGCUAUCACGGAAGAGUAGCUCUCUUAAAAUGGAUGACACUUCAGAUUGAAGAGGCUGUUUUCAAGAAUCGAGAUGUAACCCCGUACCCAGAGUUUGUAAAAGAGGAAGUUCGGAAGGGCGAUCUUGAGCUGACUGCUGCCAGAGAGCACACUAGAACGUAUCUCGAAUACUACAACCAUGGACAAGCCCGACCUCCCGUGCAAUACUACCAAAAGGUCUCCAAGAAAGACAAGGUGACGGAACUGUUCUCAGCUGAAGAGCUAGCCCAGUUUAAUAAGAUUAUCCAAGCUUAGAGAUUCAAGCUUAGAGAUUCUUUUAUUCCACUAUAUAGCUUAUGUAUAGUUGUGCAGACAGUGCAAUUGCUGCAACAUUCUUUUUAAUACAGCUGACUUGUACACACAAUUCUAAAUAUUUUUAAUGAAUUUUGUUACCUCGA